GCUGCACACCCACGGCGGCCACCACUCCGUCAGCACCGCCCCGCCGCCCUCAACCCCCACACCCCCAGAGUCAUGGCCUCCUGGACUAGCUUGGCGCUGUUGUCCGCAUUAGCGGUUAGCGCGCUGAGUUCGCCAGACGAAAGUGCCUACAAAAUUCCUCAAGUGGGCACAGGAAGACGGUCUCAGUACUACGUUCUACAUAAUGAUGGAACAUACAAGUACGGAUAUGAUACCGGCGAGGGAGCCUUCGAGAGUACGAAGCUCAAGUACGCCGGUAAACAAGACGGAGAAUUCGGUUACAGGGAUCCCGAGGGCAAUAAUGUCCGUCUCCAGUACGAGGCCGGUGUGGGAGGUUUCCGCCCCAGCGGUGCCCAUCUUCCUGUUCCGCACCCUGACUUCGAUGCUGCCCACGCCGCGGCUCGCGCACGACCACCUUUCGUUGACCCUCUCGCAGACACAAACACCGACGCGUCGUACAAAUUCCGUUUCUCAGAAGACGGACUUGCACGAACAGAGCAAAGUGACUCAGAUGGUAAUGUGCGAGGCUCUUACAGCUACACAGAUGAGGAAGGUCGAACACGAACCUACUCAUACACUGCCGGUCGAGGUAUUGGUUUCGUUGUCGAGGGCGACGAUCUUCCUCAAGAACCUGCAGCUCCUGGAUCUACUCCAGCAGCAACAAGGCUUUCCUCCGCUGGGCAGUUUGGUUCUCCCAGUUUACGCACUGCCGGAGCUUCAUUGUCAAGAACUUCCCAAAGAGGAUACAGUGGAUCUUCAACAUUUGGUGCUGGAACUUUUACCUCUGGUACAGCGGCAUCACGUACCUCUUCUGCAUCUGGCACUCCUACUUUCUCUGCCUCUCGUCGGCCAACUUUCACAACCAAACAAACUCCGUACAGCUCCCCAUCUUCACGACUUUCUCCGUCAACUCGUACUCGCCCAUUCGAACCUGCCAAUACUCGCAGCCAACUCUCGCCUGAUGGUAGUUACAACUUUGCCUACGAUACCUCCAGUCACUCACGCGCUGAAUCUGGUGAUAGAGAUAACAAAGUAGCAGGAAAAUUUGAGUUCGUAGCAGAUGACGAUGGACAAAAAAGAGCUAUUAAGUAUGAGGCAGGAUCUGCUACAGGAUUUAUCGCCGAUGGAGCUCACAUUCCUGUAGGACCCGAGGUGCCUGGAGCACCUUCAGGUCAGCCUACUGGCAGGAUCGUUCCGGUUCGAGAGGUUCCUUUCAUCGACCCCUUGGCUGACUCCAAAUCUGAUGCCUCUUAUAACUUUGCCUUCGAUUCCGAACAGUACUCACGCUCGGAGAGCGCUGACGCCGACGGCAAUGUCCAGGGCACCUACACAGUCGUGGACGAUGACGGCACACGCCGCACUUACCGAUUCCGGGCCGGUGAAGGCAUCGGCUUCGAAACUGAGGAAGUUUCAACUUCUCGUGGUCCUCCUCCAUCUCGCGCUGCUUCAACUUCUUUUGCCACAUCUGCUUCAGGAUCAUCAGCCUCAUCUACCCAAAGUGCAUCUACUCUCGGUGUUCUGAGUUAUUCUACCCCAUCAGCACGUCAACCAGGCUCUCAGCCUUCGACAUCAUUUAGAGCAUCUACCGGCUUCCCGUCAGCAUCGAGGUCACCACUGAGGAGCACCUUCACGCCAUCAUCCACACACGAAGUGUUCCCAGGCUUCAAGCUCCGUCAAUACGAUGCUACAGACAAUGCAGACAAGUAUGGCUAUGUUUUGACUUUCGACAAUUAGAACAAACUUUGAAGAUUCCCAUUAUAGUUGUAUAAGUCACUGUAUUUAGUAAGAGACGAAUUUACACUCACGUUUUCAUACAUUUUCGAACGUUCACAUCUGUGUUCGUUCACACGAGACAUGGGCCUCUAUAUCUAGCUACGGUGAUGGGUACACAGACCUGGCAGCUACACUCAGGAAGAAGAACAUCUGCCAUGAAAAAAAAGCACACACACCAAUGUAUUGGAAACUCAACACAAGCAUUGUUUAUGUCGUGUAAGCAACUAUCUAUAAACAUAUAAAACAAACUAACAUAUUCAUGUUUAGCCCUUGUUUUUUUCAGUUGCAAUAAAGUUUUGAAGUUUAA
Molecule: messenger RNA, 2098 nt
Organism: Procambarus clarkii (red swamp crayfish)
Lineage: Eukaryota; Metazoa; Arthropoda; Malacostraca; Decapoda; Cambaridae
Cellular component (GO): chitin-based extracellular matrix
Molecular function (GO): structural constituent of chitin-based larval cuticle
Source: RefSeq, a predicted model, not a curated record